Messenger RNA from Meriones unguiculatus (Mongolian gerbil), 1038 nucleotides. RefSeq names its product NEDD4-binding protein 1-like. Gene Ontology annotation, biological process: negative regulation of proteasomal ubiquitin-dependent protein catabolic process; negative regulation of protein ubiquitination. Lineage: Eukaryota; Metazoa; Chordata; Mammalia; Rodentia; Muridae. The coding region runs from base 1 to 1038 and encodes 345 amino acids. Gene Ontology annotation, cellular component: PML body; nucleus. The transcript has 3 exons. The record is from RefSeq and is a predicted model, not a curated record.
AUGGCAGUGACUCUAGGUCUCCGAGGAAUAAAGCCAAGCAGGGAUGAGAAGUGGCUGAGUCCUAACACAUCUGAAAUUUGCUUUUUUUCCCCAUUGAAAUUAGACUUUCAAGAGAAGGGUUUUCAAAAGCCCGCGGGACCUAUGCUUGCAGAGUCUAAGGAUUCUCCCCGUGGAAAGCAUUCCCGCUCAGGGGGCUCACCUGAGCCUAAGCCGAGGUGCCCCCCAAUUUCUGAGCCGCUCCUGCAACAGCCCCUGCUGUUUCCUUCAGGGCCGGGACCCACAGCAUUGGGCGGAUCCUCUGAGGACCCCACUGCCUGGGUCACAGGGGUUCAGAGAUUUCAAGAGGCCCUCAAGACCCCAUACAGUCUGGCCUUGAGAAAUGAGCCCAGCAGAGCAGAUCUGAAGCAUGUGGUGAUAGACGGGAGUAACGUGGCCAUGGACACGUUCCUACUGCACCUGGCAGACAAGACCGGUGGGAUCAUCGUGACCAAUGAUAACCUGAGAGAGUUUGUGACUGAGUCGGCGUCCUGGAGAGAAAUCGUUGCCACCAGGCUGCUUCAGUACACGUUCGUGGGAGACAUAUUUAUGGUUCCCGAUGACCCUCUGGGAAGACACGGACCUCGGCUGGAAGAAUUUCUUCGAAAAGAGCUCUUUCCUCCAGACAGGCAGCUGGUUGUUGACAGCGGCCUGCCAGGCAUGAGCACUUUGGACACUGUCAUCAGGAGCCCCAGCCCCAGCCCCAGCCCCAGCCCCAGCCCCAGCCACUGGCCACCCCAGAUCCACGGAGCCUCUCCAAGCCCUGGGCUUCCUCAGCAACAGCUCUUCACCGCCCAGGUCACAGGGCCCAGGAUGCAGCAGAAACUGGCCAGGCCCGCACAGAGAUCUUGGGCAGAGACCACCCAGCUGAGGGAGGCGCUGAUGAGCAUCUUCCCGGACCCUGAGCAGAAAAGGAAGAUUGACGAGAUUCUGCUAGCUCAUCCAUCCACAGUGGACCUGAACGCCCUCUCUGGCCUCGUGUUGGAUACAAGGCUGGGCUGA